UUGAUAAAUUACUCGAAAUAUUUGGGUGAAAGUGAAAAUAUAAAAAAUAUCGGUCCAUUACGUCUCACUCUCGGCAGUGAUUCAGUCCUUGCUUUGCUCGUCGCGGAAAAUCUCUUUCGCCUUCCAAGAAUUUCAAGUCAAAGGUAUUUCUCUGGUCAAAUGACAGCAGAUAAGAAAGCAUUAUCCAUUAGCUGCUGGAAGGUGCUUUUUAGGUGGUUUAAGACUAUUUUUUUGACUUAGAGAAGUGGAUCUUUUCAAACAUGGAGCCUCUUUGGAAGCUCACUUAUUUGCUGGAACCAUCUUCAGUCACCCUCUUUGUCACAGCCAUAGUAGUGUCAUAUGCAUCUGCUUCUAGAGCUCUGAAUUAUGGGAAGGAAAUGGAGCGGAACCGUGACCUGUCAGAAGCUUCCAUCACUUUAGAUAGGUCUCAGGCACUGAUGAUACCGAUAAUGAGCUCUUGCAGCUUGCUUUUUAUGUUCUAUUUGUUUUCUUCUGUCUCUCAACUUCUCACUGCUUUUACUGCUGUUGCCUCUGCAUCAGCCUUAUACUUUUGCCUAUCACCAUAUAUUGCUCAGGUCAAGUCAAGAUUUAGCUUAUCUGACCCAUAUGUAUCGCGGUGUUGUUCCAAGUCAUUUACAAGGAUCCAAAGUGUUCUAGUAUUUCUCUGUGUUGCUUUAGUUGUGGCAUGGCUUGUUUCUGGGCACUGGAUAUUGAACAACUUGUUGGGUAUCUCUCUCUGUAUCGCUUUUGUCAGCCAUGUUCGACUUCCCAAUAUCAAGAUCUGUGCUGUGCUCCUUGUAUGUCUGUUUGUCUAUGACGUAUUCUGGGUUUUCUAUUCAGAGAGGUUUUUUGGGGCAAACGUUAUGGUAUCAGUUGCGACACAGCAAGCAUCUAAUCCAGUCCACACAGUAGCUAAUAGUCUGAGUCUUCCUGGAUUACAGUUAAUAACAAAAAAACUUGAGUUGCCCGUCAAGAUUGUCUUCCCCAGGAAUAUGUUAGGCGGUGCAGUACCCGGAAAUAAUGUAUCUGACUAUAUGAUGCUUGGUCUUGGUGACAUGGCUAUUCCAUCGAUGCUUUUAGCACUGGUUCUCUGUUUUGAUCAUAGAAAAAGCCGGGAUUCCACAACUUCCUUGGAUGUACAAUCUUCAAAAGGGUUCAAGUACUUUUGGCAUGCCCUUUCCGGGUAUGCUAUUGGCCUGUUUACUGCCUUAGCAGCUGGCAUCUUGACACGUUCACCUCAACCAGCACUUCUGUACCUGGUACCUUGUACAUUGGGGCCGAUAAUCAUCCUCUCUUGGAUGAAGAAGGAUUUAGCAGAGUUGUGGGAAGGAACUGCGACAAAUCUAAAUGAGAAAGCCCAUUCCCCAGGAGUAUGAGCUAAUCGUGGGUUGGCCUUCAGCACAUCAGCCCUCCGCUUUGAUACUGUAAAAAGUUCAGUGGGCUAACCUGCUCUACCUGAACAACCAUUUAAACUAGACAAUCAAAGAAUUGGCGGUGGACUAGGCUAUUGAAGGAAGUUUAUCUUCCACCAUAUCAGUAUUACAUAACACACUAUAAAAGGCUACAUUUCAUGGAAAUAUGCAUUCGAAUAUACUUUUCUGGAGAAUUUUGGUCGCA
Messenger RNA from Sesamum indicum (sesame), 1617 nucleotides. RefSeq names its product SIGNAL PEPTIDE PEPTIDASE-LIKE 1 (gene SPPL1). Gene Ontology annotation, biological process: membrane protein proteolysis. Gene Ontology annotation, cellular component: cytoplasmic side of endoplasmic reticulum membrane; Golgi-associated vesicle membrane; lumenal side of endoplasmic reticulum membrane. The record is from RefSeq and is a predicted model, not a curated record. Lineage: Eukaryota; Viridiplantae; Streptophyta; Magnoliopsida; Lamiales; Pedaliaceae. Gene Ontology annotation, molecular function: aspartic endopeptidase activity, intramembrane cleaving.